CCGACGCCAAUGCAGUGAGCAGCAGAGCAGUCUGUAACGUCUCUUGCAUCCAGCUCACCCGGAAGAUCAGGGAUUGCUGGUCAUUCAAGAAUGCUGGCCUAUCAAUCGUUUACCCUCUUGGCUUGUUUGAUUUGCCUGCCCUUCGUUUCCUCAUUAUACGAAGAUCAGGCGGGGUUGAACGAUUUCCAUGUACAAAAUAUCGGAAAACCCACAUCACUGUUGUUUCACCCUGAUCCGCACAAACGCAGGCUAUUCUUUGCAACUGAUCUCAACAUCAUCGGUGCGUUGGACAGCAAGCAUGGCACGAUCCUGUGGAGACACAGUCUUGGAAAUGAAGAAAUCAAUGCGAUCGAAUACAGUGGCAGAUUCUUGGCUUCGUUGAGUGGGAGAGGAAAGAUUGUCAGAGUAUGGAAUGCAGCUGAUGGUGUCUUGAUUUGGGAUCAGCCUACCAACUCAGAGGCUGACGACAGCCGACGAGACUUGAAGUUUUCCAUCAGAUUCGCCGACGUGAAUGGCGAUGACGUGGAGGAUGUUAUCGUGGCUACUGGGAACAUGGUGCUAGUAUUCUCAACAUCGAACGGAAGAAAAAUGUGGGAGUGGAAGUCUAGGAAGACCAACAUCAAGGACGCGGAGAUUCUGUUCGCGGAUGCCAAGAAUGUCCAGGUGGUUGCGGUCGAUUCGAACAAGGUUGAUCGAGAUCCCAUGGUUGCCAAGAUAAAUUCAAAAGAUGGCUCCACUAUCGCAGACUUUGGCAAGGCCAUUGAGGGAGCGUCCAAGUGCGAUAGUGUCUCUUCCAACUACGGGGGGGUCCUGGCAUGUCUUCAAGCGUCUUCAAGUUCUGUCCAUUUUUUCAAGGCCGAAACAGGAAAGCGAUGGACAAGCUCGGUCGCAUCGCAAGCGAGCAAGGAAGCGGUUUCCGUUGAGCUGCUGAAGAGUGAUGAGAUGAUGAUUGUGCGCUAUGUGAAUCAAGCAGCCAUAGUUGCAAGUCUAGAUGAAGGGACAGCGAAGGUUUUGCACACAUUCGAAGGUCAACCGGGCACGCUGAUCUCGUAUGGAAGCGACAAGAAUGGAGACGUUCUGGUUGCACAAGCUCAACCCACUAGCAAGGGGUUGGUGCUGAAGAGCUUUCAUUUGAAGACCAAGGAAUUGGUGACGAAUGAGAUUGCCUCGUCGAUCUGGUCCAAGGAGGAGAAUGGCAGUAUCGAGAUGAUGGCCGUCAAUCCAUAUGUUCGUAAGGAUGGUUCUGGAGGCCUGAGACUUCUUCUGCUGUCGGAGAACUACGCCUUGACCCUGUUCCAGCAAGGAUCCGUCCUGUGGGAGCGGCACGAGGCUCUUGCAUACAUUACAGAAGCGGAGCUUGUCGAUCUGCCUUUGCCUGCGCUUUCGCACAAUGAGUUGCUUGAUGAGAAUGUCAUCAACUCACUGAAUCCAAUCUCUCGAUUAGUCCGCAGAUGCAUCGCUGACAUGACCGAUCUCAUUGACUUCCUCAUGAAAUCAUCCCAGUUGCAGACCGGGGCGAGCACGAGGCAAAGAGCUGCGUGGGAUGAAGUUGGCGUGAGCUUGAAGCAUGACAUGCACGGGGAUCGCUUCGGCUUCAAUAAGAUUCUUGUCUUCGUCACCUCCCCUGGUAUGGUGUUUGGCAUGCACUCUCAGACAGGCAACAUCGUGUGGAAGAAAUUUUACGGCAAUGACGCAAUCUUGGAGCGCUUUUUCUUGACGAAGGCAACUUCACCUGAUGGCCAGCUGGAGUGCCUCGUGCUGGGGCGAUCAAAGCAGAACUCAGGGCACACGUUCGUCGCCUGGAUGCAGCCACUGACAGGAGCUGAGACUUCGAGGAAGGUGCUGCCUGUCAAAGUGAUCCAGGCGUCCCUUGUGCCACUCCUGACGCAGAAGCACUCGUACAUGGUAAUGAUGAUGGACAGCGCGCACAAGGUCCACCUGCUCCCCGACACGCCCAAGACCCGUGAAGCCUUCCGGAAGCGAGCUUUGCACGUCGUCUUCUACCUGGUGGACAAGGAGAGGUCGGCGAUCGACGGGUUUGGCAUGCGCGAGGUCGGCGAUGAGAUGAGAGGAGAAGUCAUCUGGACCGUGGCGUUUCCCAAGGGGGAGAAACUGCUCACGAUCUCGGCUCAGCGGAUGAACGAGGCCAUCAGGUCUGCGGGAAGAGUCCUUGGAAACCGCGCGGUCCUCCUGAAGUACCUUAACAAGAAUCUCCUUGCCGUUGCUACCGCGACGCAGGAGAGGAACGAGAGGAUUGGGCAAGCAGAUCCUGUUGUACGAGUGUACCUCAUCGACACCGUGAUCGGCGCCAUCGUUCACACGGCAUCGCACAAGGAUGCUACUGGACCUGUUGAGAUCGUUCAGUCGGAGAAUGUUGUCAUAUACACGUUGUGGAACAACAAGAAGCAACGCAACGAGAUUGCUGUCUUGGAGCUGUAUGAGAACACCAAGCACGAGAUCAUGACAGCCGGAGAGAUGAUGAUGUACAACGACAGCAAGACGACCUACACCAGCCAUGCUCUCGACAAGCCGCGCGUGCUGUCUCAGACUUACAUCACCCACACGGCGUUCAAGACCAUGGCGGUCGCCCAUACCAUGCACGGCAUCACCACCAAGAACGUCAUAGCCGCGCUUGCUUCGGAUCAAAUCUUCAGCAUCGACAAAAAGCUCUUGGACCCUCGCAGGCCCAUCGGAAAGCCUUCGCCCGACGACAUGGAGGAAGGGCUCAUGCCCUACAGCCCCUUCCUCCCUGUGAUGCCGACCGCCGUCCUCUCCUACAACCGCACCAUCCUGCAGCUGAGGAAGAUUGUUGUGGCACCAGCGCGUAUCGAGUCGACCUGCCUGAUGGUGGCGGUUGGAGCAGACGUUUUCUUCUCGCGGGUGACGCCAGCCAAGGCCUUCGACUGCCUUGGAGACGACUUCAACUACACCUCCCUCGUGCUCUCCACCUUGGCGCUCAUGAUCUUGUCAUGGGUUGUGAGCUGGUUCCAGGCCAAGCGUGAGCUUUCACAAGCAUGGAAGUGAAGAUAUUGAAAAGGAGAGAGAGGAGGCGGAGGAGAGCGGGAUCGAGGAAAGAAAGAACGAGGAGCGAUAUGGAAGAACAAGGGGAGGAGAUAGGAGAAUUGAAGUCUCAUAUGCUAGAAUACACGUGAAAAGGC
Guillardia theta CCMP2712 is the source of this 3158-nucleotide messenger RNA. RefSeq lists its product as hypothetical. Gene Ontology annotation, cellular component: EMC complex. The record is from RefSeq and is a predicted model, not a curated record. Lineage: Eukaryota; Cryptophyceae; Pyrenomonadales; Geminigeraceae. The transcript has 10 exons. Gene Ontology annotation, biological process: protein folding in endoplasmic reticulum. Gene Ontology annotation, molecular function: protein binding. Bases 91 to 3024 code for a protein of 977 amino acids.